Messenger RNA from Fonsecaea multimorphosa CBS 102226, 1146 nucleotides. RefSeq lists its product as uncharacterized. NCBI's taxonomy places the organism in Eukaryota, Fungi, Ascomycota, Eurotiomycetes, Chaetothyriales, Herpotrichiellaceae. The coding region runs from base 1 to 1146 and encodes 381 amino acids. The record is from RefSeq and is a predicted model, not a curated record. The transcript has 2 exons.
AUGAUUGCAGCCACGGCUGGGCUGGAGGAGCCCGCAGGAGGCGAGCAACCUCGAGUCUCACCACUGGCUGCCUUGAUCUUCGUCCUUUCUAGUCUGGUUUUCAUUGCCCUUCUAUUUUCUGUUGGUUAUACCUACGGCCACUUGCUGCCCAUCCUAUGCAUGGUUGAGAGCCCUGAAACCGAAGCCUACGUUCCUGUCGGCACAAUAGAACCGACUGACCCUCCCGCCUACUCUGCAAACCCUGCACCCAAGCCCACACACGGCCAACCCGAGGACCUCGAGGACGAGUUGGAUGGCGAUGCCGAAGUUCUCCUCGUCCGCAACAAGCCCUACACAGCCUCGAUCCGCCAGACCAUUCAGCACCUCCGAGCUCGAGCUGGCUACUGGUCUCGAUUCCGCGGCUUGUCCAUGUUCUUUGCAUGGAACAUGAUUUGUGGCCUCCUCAUCUCCAUCAUCGCAACCAUCUUCCCCAACCGACUGGGUGUUGCCUUUGCUGCCAUUGUCGCCGAAACUGCCCUUGCCACAUUCCACAUGGCCUGGGUACACAUUGUCAUUUCUGAGCCUAGCGAGAAGAGAUGGUACAAGCGCAUUCCUUCCAUUCGAACCUGGCCCAAAAUAGCCCCCGCUGUUGCCUUGUGGGCAACCACCCACCAGGUCGUAUCCAUUCUGCCCAUGUUGGUUUGUGGGUCAUUUGGGUCGCUAAAGCACAUGGAGAAUCCGGACUAUCAGCCAGGUCGCAAAGAUCUUUACGCCGUGGGCGGCCAGGGAGUUCUAGGAUUCUCUCUGAUGGUUGCCUUAUUCGUGCUCCUCCAAAUCCCCGCCACCGUCACCCUGGUCCGAGUCGCAGCGUCAAUGCUCCCAGAGGAGGAUGAAACCAUUGUCCCAUUUGACCGCACAUUUGGCGGGAAGACUACUCCCGCUAUCAUUGGCGGACAAGGCAAGAUUGGCUUAGUCGAGGCGUGGAGAAGUUUCCCUUGGCAGAGUCGAAUGCGGUUGCUGAGGUUGAUGGCCAAGGUGACACUCAUCUUCCUUGCUUGCUGGCUCCUCUUCACCAUUAUUUUGGUCGCUGAAGCUCACAUCUUGUUUGGGGACAAACUGGGCGAGGUGAUGAAGACGGUACACGGGAUCACGCGCGGCCAUCAGUGA